AAUGGAAAGAUACAUCAUACAAGGGAGUAGCGAAAGUCGGAAGAGUACCACUUCAUGCCCUAUUCGUUCUCGGCAGGCCCCGACCGUCGUUGGGAUUCGCUUCUCCUCCUCGAAGAUGAACGGCGGACCUUCUGGUUUCCACAAUGCUCCCGUUACGAGGACUUUCGUCAUCGCGAGCGCUCUCCUCACAAUCUUAUUUGGGGCUCAGGGUCGUUCUCUGCGGCUCGGAUUAUCGUCUCAGGAUAUUACCCCAAAAUUCCGCCUUUGGAGGCUCAUUCCUUCAGUGUUUGGUUUUUCUUCAACACCAGAGUUGAUGUUUGGACUAUAUUUGCUCUAUUAUUUCAGGGUAUUUGAAAGACAGAUAGGCUCUAAUAAACAUUCAGUUUUCAUUUUAUUUUCUCUGAUAAUGUCAUCAUUUUUUGAGAUCCUAGCUUUGGUGUACCUGAAAGAUCCCUCCUUGAAUACAUUGGUAUCUGGACCAUAUGGUCUUAUAUUUGCUGCCUUUGUACCUUUCUAUUUUGACAUUCCAGUUUCAACACGAUUCCGUAUCUUUGGGUUAAAUUUCACUGACAAGUCAUUUAUAUAUUUGGCAGGUCUUCAGCUACUAUUUUCAUCCUGGAAAAGAUCUGUUGUACCUGGCAUAUGUGGCAUACUUGCUGGAUCCUUAUAUCGGCUCAAUGCAUUUGGCAUCCGUAAGAUGAAGUUUCCAGGCAUUGUAACAUCAUUUUUCUCAAGAUUGUCAUGGCCCUCCUCGAGUAGUUCAUCACAAACAUUGUCAAGUGAGAACAGUAUAGGAAAUAUACCAUCUUAUCCUUCUCGUCACAUAGAGGGAAACCAUCCCUCCGCAGCCCGGACUUCUGUUGCAGAGCCAUCUGAAACUUCUGUUGCCACUUUAGUGUCCAUGGGAUUCGACAACAAUUCUGCCAGACAGGCGCUGAUACACGCUGGAAAUGACAUCAAUGUGGCCACUAACAUCCUUCUUGAAGCACAGUCUCAAUAGCAUUAUUUUGUCAGUGUACCACUUCCAAAACUGACUAGCUGCACUGCUCUUCUGACAUCCGAGCAUAACGAGUGAACUGGUCCCAUAUUCAUUUGUCUCCGAGCUUAAUACUGCAUCGACUGUGAUCGGCUCCAUUCUGGUUUCAGUGUUGGUGUUUACAGGCUCCUCCCCAGUUUAAAGGUUUUGAUCUGAUGUUUUGUGCUUUUGAGAUAAAAAAAAAAAAAGGGUAUGCAUACGAACCGGCAUCAUAUGAACACAUGAAUGGUUAGAUGUUCUUGUUAAAGAAGGCAUGUGGUAGCUCCGAUCUUUAGAGCUUAUAGUUUAGCUGAACAAAUUGUAGCUGUCAUAAAUCAAAUCCUUUGAUGAGUGAUAGUAUGUUUAAUAGACCACUUAAUAUUCCAAAUAUAUGAAAGUAAAGCGUUGGUCAUCAUGUUUGAA
Molecule: messenger RNA, 1438 nt
Organism: Phoenix dactylifera (date palm)
Lineage: Eukaryota; Viridiplantae; Streptophyta; Magnoliopsida; Arecales; Arecaceae
Product: rhomboid-like protein 20
Cellular component (GO): membrane
Molecular function (GO): protein binding; serine-type endopeptidase activity
Source: RefSeq, a predicted model, not a curated record